Molecule: messenger RNA, 1416 nt
Organism: Gossypium arboreum
Lineage: Eukaryota; Viridiplantae; Streptophyta; Magnoliopsida; Malvales; Malvaceae
Product: carbonic anhydrase, chloroplastic-like
Exons: 8
Coding region: 92-1060 (322 amino acids)
Biological process (GO): carbon utilization
Molecular function (GO): zinc ion binding; carbonate dehydratase activity
Source: RefSeq, a predicted model, not a curated record
AUCCAACGUCCAAACAUAAUCUACAGAGGUAGAAGCUAUCCUUCACAAAAAUAUGGUAUAAAUAUUGUAAAUUGUAUGACACCUUGUGGCAAUGUCGACCGCUUCCAUUAACGGCUGGUGCCUCACUUCGUCCUCCACUGCCACCGCCACUUCUUUCCCUCUCUGGCGACCCACAUUACGAUCCUCCUCCAUUGUUGCCACCCUCAACUCUUCCCCUUCUCCUCCAACACUCAUCCGCAACCAGCCUGUUUUCGCUGCUCCUGUUCCUUUGCUCACCCCUUCUAAUUGGAGAGAAGACAUGGGAGACAAGUCAUACGAGGAAGCCAUUGAAGCUCUCAAGAAACUGCUUAGUGAGAAAGGAGAAUUGAAAGCUGUAGCAGCUGCAAAGGUAGAUCAAGUGACAGCUGAGUUAAAGACAACAUCUGAUGAUUCUGUGGAGAGGUUGAAACAAGGAUUCGUUUACUUCAAGUCACAAAAAUAUGAGAAGAAUCCUGCUUUGUAUGCUGAGCUUGCCAAGGGCCAAAGCCCCAAGUAUAUGAUUGUUGCCUGCUCCGACUCCAGGGUAUGCCCAUCUCAUGUUCUGGACAUGCAACCAGGGGAAGCUUUCGUGGUUCGUAAUGUUGCUAAUAUUGUUCCACCUUACGAUCAGACUAAAUACGCUGGAACUGGAUCUGCAGUUGAAUAUGCAGUUUUACAUCUCAAGGUUCAAGAAAUUGUGGUGAUUGGGCACAGUGCCUGUGGUGGAAUCAAAGGACUCAUGUCUUUCCCUUAUGAUGGAACAACUUCUACUGAUUUCAUAGAAGAUUGGGUUAAGAUUGGAAUGCCUGCUAAGACCAAGGUUCAAGCAGAACACGGGGGCGAGCCUUUGGGAGUUCAAUGUACACAUUGUGAGAAGGAAGCAGUGAAUGUAUCCCUUGGAAACUUGCUAAGUUAUCCAUUUGUGAGAGAUGGAUUGGUGAGGAAAACUCUAGCACUCAAGGGUGGUUACUACGAUUUCGUUAAAGGAAGUUUCGAGCUUUGGAGUCUCAAUUUCCGGCUUUCUUCGCCUCUCUCCGUUUGAAAUCAUCAUCUGCAGUGACACCAUCUUUGUUCCUUAAUUAUUUCUUUUUCCUACAGUAUUGUACUACGCAUGCUUGUCUCCUUCUGCACUUAAGAAUAAAAGAAACAUAUGCUUCUAAUGAUUAUAUUAAUGGCUGCCCAAGGACCGCCCUUCAGUCCUCUUAUUUUAUCUACCAUCGUAAACGUUCUCAACUGUUAGCGAGUGCGUAUCAUCGUAUGAGAAAAUUUGUGAUGGGACUUGGGAUUGGUUAGCCAUAAUUCCUCUCCUCUUUCUCCCUUUAAUCUCGAGGGGCUGUUAGACUUAUUAUGUAUAAUAUUACUGGGUUGGAUAAUAAAUUUGCUUUUUGAACUUUUAAA